AUGAAUAAAGUACAGCAUUUGGAGGCGUUGAAAUAUUGUACAAAGCUUGAAGAAUUGUAUUUAAGAAGAAAUAAAAUAGAAAGUUUGAAUGAAUUGGAACAUCUAAAAGAUUUAAAAAAUCUUAAGGUGUUAUGGAUCGAUGAUAAUCCAUGCACGGCUGAUAAUAAUCAUCGUGCUAAAAUUCUUAAAAUACUUCCUAAUCUUCUUCGACUUGAUGAUAAACCUGUAACAGUUGAUGAUUUGAUCGAAAUGCGCGAAAGUAGAAAGAAAAGUUUGGAUUUUGAAGCAUUAAGUGGUACUGAACGCCAUGUAAUUGAUAUGAUGUUACCAAAUAAUUCGCAAUUUGUCAACAUUGCUUCAAGCCAUUCUUUUAAUGCUUUAGAUGAGAAACCACUGAAAGCAAUGUAUUCAUCGAUGUGCAGUAAUAUAAUGGAAGAUGAGCAAAAUGAUGAUCAAGAUAUCUCAUGGAAUGAAUUCAGCAUUAAUGAUCAAUUUUCUCCUUCUCCUUCGAUUAUCGACACCACGAAAAACAGUUUAUUAACUCAGAGCGUUUACGAAGGUUCAGCGGAGUAUAUUAGGCAAUCUCGAUGUUAUCGCCUUCCAUUAACAUUGCAACAUCGUAGUAUAAGUUUGCCUCGAAGACAAUUUGCAUCAGUAACUUCAUCAAAGCAAAGAUUUGAAAGAAUCGUCUCAGCGGUAAAUGUAUUACUCGACGAACUUGAUGAUGAUGGUCUUCGAGUUGUCAUCGAAGAAGCACAGCGACGAAUUAAGAAACAUCGAUAA
Molecule: messenger RNA, 783 nt
Organism: Dracunculus medinensis (Guinea worm)
Lineage: Eukaryota; Metazoa; Nematoda; Chromadorea; Rhabditida; Dracunculidae
Source: the annotation of a GenBank genome assembly